UGUCAGGAUAAAUGCGCCUACCUGUCACUUCCUGCUGUCGGUAUUUAUUCAUUUUCACUUUUUUUUUUCUCCCGCUGGACAUAAUUUGGCACGUCACUGCAAUGUUUAUAUGAUUUCGUCUCAUGUAUUCCGCACGGUUUGUGGACCCUGCGGACCAAACGUUACGACCCUGGCUUCAUGUUCGCCUUAAAAGAGGAGUAUCCCCCCAAUAGAGUGCUGGGAAAACACCAACUGGGUUUAAUGUACCACCACAUCUCGGUUGGUUUUAAUGUGGACUCAUAUUGUCGCCUGUGAUAACGCAGCAGCAGCAGCCGCAGCAGGGAGGGACUCUCCUGGUGAAAGUCUGGGUGGAACAGGGCAAAAGCAACUGUAUGAAGGGUGAAUGAACCAGGUCGUGUACAGGGCUACUUUUGAAAACAGUCUUCUUCCAUCAGCUGGAAAACUCUUUCCUGCCUCUAAUGACUGGAUUUUCCAACAAGACAAUGCCCCUUGCCACACAGCAAGGCAUGGAUGAGAGGUUAUGUGUGUCUCCCAGUUAAAGGCCUCUGUUGCCCUUUCCUGUGCAUCCCACCAGUCCAUCUGUGAGCAUGUAUCGCAGGAACGGGCUCUCAGAUGGCAACAGCAUCAAUUCAGUCACCUCAGAGGCCAGCAGCAGCUCUGAAUCUCUGGAUGGACCUUGUGUGGACUACGCCAAGAGUUACGAUGCAGUCGUCUUUGAUGUACUUAAGGUGACACCUGAGGAGUUUGCUAGCCAGAUCACCCUGAUGGAUGCACCAGUCUUUAAAACGAUACAGCCAGAGGAGCUGGCCAGCUGUGGAUGGAACGGGAAGGAGAAACACAGUUUGGCCCCCAACGUGGUUGCAUUCACACGUAGGUUCAAUCAGGUGAGCUUUUGGCUGGUGAGAGAAAUCUUAACUGCGCAGACGCUGAAAAUCCGAGCAGAAAUACUGAGCCAUUUUGUCAAAAUAGCAAAGAAACUGUUGGAGUUGAACAACCUUCAUUCUUUGGUGUCAGUGGUGUCUGCUCUGCAGAGUGCUCCCAUCUUCAGACUCAGCAAAACUUGGGCAUUAAUCAGUCGAAAGGACAAGGCUACAUUUGAGAAGCUAAACUAUCUGACAUCCAAGGAAGAGAACUACACCCGCAUGAGAGAAUACAUCCGUUCCCUGAAGAUGGUGCCCUGCAUUCCUUACCUUGGGAUCUACCUGUUGGACAUGAUUUACAUCGACUCAGCCUAUCCUGCAUCGGAUAGUAUCAUAGAGACGGAGCAACGGACCAAUCAGAUGAAUAACCUUCUGAGAGUCAUCUCCGACCUGCAGAUGUCAUGCAACUAUGAUCACUUGGUGACUCUGCCACAUGUCCAGAAGUAUCUGUUGUCAGUGCGCUACAUUGAAGAACUCCAGAAAUUUGUAGAGGACGACAACUUCAAGUUGUCUCUGAGGAUUGAACCCGGCAGCAGUUCCCCUCGCAUUGCUUCUUCUAAAGAAGACCUGGCAGGUCUGUCUGACGUAUCUGUCUCUAUGAGGUAUAAUCGACGGCCUACCUGCCCUGACGCCUCCGUAGGGGUUCAUAUUUCCACCCCCCCUCCCUCCCACCACAGGAAGAGCCAUAGUCUGGGAAACAACAUGAUGUGUCAGUAUGGCAUGUCAGAGAGCAGGAGUGCUACUUUCCCCAUAGAGAAAGCACGACACCUGCUGGAUGACAGCUUCUUAGAAUCCCAGAGUCCAGUCAGAAAUGACCCACACAGUACAUCUGUGUCCAAUGGCCUGUCACUAGGCAGCAGUGAGAGCUCAUUUGGGGAGGAGCUGUCACCUGGAAUGGAGAGGGGCCGUAUGUACGCGACGCUGGGCCCCAACUGGAGGGUCCCGCUGCGCAACUCUCCCAGGACCCGCAGCUACAUUUACAGCUCCACUGCUACCAACACCUGCUAUGGAUGCAGCGAUUCUGGCAGUGUAACCAUUGAAGGACCCCUGCGAAGGAAAACAAUGCUGAAGGAGGGACGAAAGCCCAAGUUAUCAUCAUGGACCAGAUUUUGGAUCACUUUGUCCGGAUCAACACUGACAUUCUAUGGGGCAAAAGCAUUGAGAGCCUCUGAGAGGAAACAUUACAAGUCAAGGCCCUGUAAGAAAGUAUGUGUGACAGGAUGGAUGGUGGUGCUGCCGGAUGAUCCAGCCAGACCCAACAUCUUCCACCUCAAUGACCCAGACAAAGGCAAUGUUUACAAGUUCCAGACUGGAUCCAGGUUUUCAGCUAUCAUCUGGCACAAAAACCUGGAAGAAGCUUGUAGGAGCAGUAGACCUCAGAUACCAGCAAACCUCAUGUCAUUUGAAUGAGAGCAGACUUUACCCAGCAGGACAUUACUGUGCCAAACCCAUUUGUUUGGGAAUUACAGACUCAAUGAUCAAACGCAGAGGAAUUGAUGGUGUCUACUUAAAUGGGAGAGAAAAGAAGCAUCCGACACUGCAGAAGAAGCUCUGUGACACUGGACGUGUGGCUGUAACGCCAAUACACCUGCUGUAUUCUUUACCAGGACUAAAUAUAAUGUGAGUUGUGGGAGAAUCCAUUCAAGGGAAGACUUUUCUGAGGUUGGUUUCUAUCUCUAAGCUUCCAUUUUCUCUGUCAUUUGUUACGCUGCUAUACUGUAAACAUGUGGGAAAACACAUAGAUUUUUGGCCCAUGUUGGGUUUCUGAGUGGGUGAAAAGAUGUGCCAGUGCACAAAUGUGGAUGACAGUGUUAGCUGACUGAUUGCUGAUGCUGAGCUUCGUUUUACUGACUAGCGUUGUACAGCUGUCUAACGGAGCUCAAGUUUUCAACACGGAGAGCUGUUGCUCAAGUGAAAAAUCUAACUAAAAAGAGUGAAACUGCUAUAGCUAAGCAAAGAAAAAAAAGUAUGGCUGCUUGUUUUGUUGUCAAAUAGGGUGAAAGAUCAGCAUUUCAACAUCAUACUGAGGAGAAAAGUAGCAGUGUGCAUCCCCCACUCAUGAACUCAGAUCUGUUUGGUGCCAUGAGCAUGAAAAACAGGAUCUCAUCUCAAGGCUUCAUUAUCAGAAAGUUCUGCACUGCACUAAAAAGGACAGACAAUGAGUCUUCAUUACCUUCAGCUCUAUGACAAAUAAAAAAUAUAAAAUUUGUUCAUUAAGGUUGCUUUAUGAGCUGGUGUGAAAUUGGAAACAAUACUCAACAAGGUGAAAAUUGCAGUGCAAAGACCACCCAGCUGUUGUCCAUACAAAGGUAGCUAUCAUGUGAACGUAGAACAAUUUACAAUGAAGUACUAUUUUUUUCAGCAAUCAUGUAUGUGUAUAUGCUAUAUUUAUUUGUAUAAUAAUAAUAAUAUUUCUUGACAAUUGGCUAUCAAUGGAAAAAAUGGUAUAAUGGAGUAUCACUGGUAGUCCAUUAUACACCGCUUGCUGCAGAAAGCUGCUGCUCAGUGACACUCUUGGUGGAAAGCCACCCUAAAACUUGUACUGACUCCUGAUCCCCAACUGAAGGACAGUGCGAUAAGGUAAGACUCUACUGGCAUUGGUACAAGCAAAUAAUCUGCUUCUAAUGCAACUAUUUAUUAUUAUUAUUCUAAAGGAUAAUUCUGCUUUGUUACAGUCUGGAUUGAACACUAUUUUCUUUCAGUCUCUUUUAGCUGACUUGUGUUUCACUUUUAUUCGUGGUGAAUUAUGUAUUAUAGCUGAAAGACUGAGAUUGCAGCUACAAGAGUCGAAAUAAGUAUUUUUGCAGGGUGACUGGGCUCUCCCAAGAGAUUUGAAUAUGGCAUCAUUAAGACCGGGUUGCUCUAGAUACGUAUUAAACUGUUUCAUGUACUGACCUACAAAGUUCUGAUAGUCUCUCCUGUAAAACAUUUGUUAAUGAAAGAAACAGAGAAAGUUACAGAAAUAAUUGUGCAACAAAUUCAAGUUCAAUACUUACUGGAGUAUCCUCAAGCAUUUAUGCUUAAGUGAAAAUAUUACUUGGCAAAAACGACAAUCAUGCCCACUGGUGGGACUGCAAGCCAGAAGAACUUCUCUCUGAAGUAGCCUUUUCCAUUCUCCACACAAUUAUUUCUCCCACUUUUUAUGGGAUCAUGUGCCACACCUAGAAUGUAGAGGAAAAAUUGUUCAAAAGUGGCUACCAUUAUUAAACCCAUUUUACAAUUUAUGUCACCCGCAUCCAGAACAGUUGACUUGUUACCCCUUCCUUCCAGUGAGACACUCCAGAACACCUAUAAACACUUGUGCUUUGAAAUCGUUCAUUUUGCAUGACUAAGUUUCUGUCAAGUCCAGGCCUUGAUGAGCUCAGUAUCAUGGUGCCUCCUGGAGGUCUCCUUGUGGAGCAUUUUGAGCCAUUAUCAGCUAGAAAAAGGUCUUUUCUUGAGAAGAAUUGGAAAACACAUUUAGGAGAAAGGUGUAUAUGUCUGGAUGAACAACAGAAAAUGAACGGCUGGGAGCAUGACCACUAAAAAGAAGUCUGGAGGUCAACGCUAUAAGCAAUGAGACAAUCAGAAAGGUUGAAACUAAUUUUCAGAUAAUUCUAAAAUAAUAGAAUUAAGUAAUAGAAGAGAGAACAAAGGUAUGUUUAUAACCCAAACUGUCUUAGGCCCAUCUCUAAGAGGAACGCAAUGCAAAUCUGGUACAUUACUUUUCAGAUCAAGAAAAAAUCGAAAGAGGUUGAUUAACUGUUGCUCAAGAAAUACCAGUGGGUCUCAAGAACUAGUGUGUGCAGAGCAACAUGUGAUGCAGGAUCUGAAAAGUCAACAAAAAACAGCAGUUAAUACGGUUUGUCAUGAGUGAUGACUCUGUGCUGUUGGUAUAGUUAUCUUGACUUCUUCCUAACUUAGCCAUUAUUGUACACAUUGCUUUACAGGCAUAUGUUGUUUUCAACCUGUCAAAUCAUCUGAGUGCACCUUUUUUGGCUCAGAUUUUGUUGUAGAGAAGUUCCAUGUUCACAGAUGUCUUAUUAAAUUUAGAAUUAGUGUCAUCGUAAAUUAUAUAAAUAUAGACUGAGAUUAUGAAAAUACUAUCCAAGUUGUGAUAACCCAGAAUUAUCCUUGAGGAGUUAAACAUUUACUAAUAAAAAUCAUAUUUCUAGUGUCCCUGUUCUAACUCACUGUAACUGUCAGUCAUACAUGGUAUAAACCAAAACAGUGGAAAAAGAUAUUGUAAAACAGGAAAUGAAAUCAUCACACAAGACAUCUCAUCAGUUUAAUGUUCUGUCUUUGUCUUUUUCAGAACUUGCUUAGUUGUUAUCCUUUUCUCAGUUUAAAGUGCAGUUCCUGCAAUGAGGUCGUCCGUCUGCAGAUGGAUGUAGCCAGAAAGGCUCUCUUGAAUUUUAGAGGAUCAUUUCAGUGAUGAUGUUUUUUCAGCCCACUUACCACAAAUCACAUUUACUUUACAUCAAAACAAACCAUUCUGCAAAUCAUACCGCUGUAUUUUGGAACAGGCAUUUACUGUUGGUAUCAGUCCAGCCAUUCACUUAUUUCCAUUCAAAGUGUCAAUUUAAUUUAGCAGACUGUUGAAACUUGCUUGGGUCUUUUGACCAAUAUAUUGCUUCAUAACUGGCUCCAGAUGUAAAUAUACCUGCAUGACUUGAGGCUCAAAGGGUUUGUUGGUCCACUACUUUGAUUCAGACUGAAAUGUUUCAUCAGCUGUGAGUUGGAUGGACAUUAAAUUUUGCAGAGAUGUCCAUGUUCGCCUCAGAGCUCUAAUAAAUUUGUUUUCAGUGACUUUUCUUCUAGCAACAUCAUCAGGGUACAUUUUUAUUCAUCUAGUACUUGGUUUCUGAUCAAAUAAUGACAUUCCCAUCAGCCUUAACUGGACUUUAUACAUACAAAAGUAAGAUGGUGAACAUGGUAAUUAUUGUGGCUGCUUGACAUAUGGCUGUUUUAAGGAGAGCUGGUUACAGGACUAGAAAUGGUGCCAUUUGCUCUAAAAAUGUAUAUCUCAAUCAGGCUGUACAUCACAUUCAAAGUUAGACAUUCUGAAGUCAGAUUGUUUAAUGUUUACUGAAGUUAGUAUAGAAUUUAUGGUGAUAGUUUACACAACAAAAGCAAGUUUCAAAGAUCUGCUAAAUGAUUCUCAGUUUCAGUGAGAACCACUGGCCGUCUGGUAUGAUAACUUGAUAAGAAAAAAAUUAAAAACUGAUAUGGUCUGACUUUUUUUUCUCUGACCAAGACGCUUUCCAACAAUAAGUAAUUUUUUCAUUGACCAUAAAAUGUCCACUCCUACUAAUCACCUCUGAAUGAUUAAGCCUGUGUUUUUUAAUAGGUAGUAUUGUACUCUCUUCUCUGUAUGGGUCAGCUGAACAAGGACUGAUUGACAUUGUUGCAUCACAUUUCUGAACCCAUAUAUUUUGCUGUCAUGUCACUCUGCUGUUGCACGGUAUAUUGACCUUCCUUGUGUAUUUUCUGAAGAGUGAAACUUAAGCAGGAUUGAAGAAUUCAGUCAAUAUCAUUAUCAUUGUUUCAUGUCUUGACCAGAGUCAGAUGGAGAAUCCACUUUACAUCUUGAAAAUAUGAAGCUGGUGACAUUUAUGAAUGUGCUGGAAUUGUAUUGAUUAUAAAUGAAAUGGUGCCCACUUUAAGGUAAAAUUUUAGAAUUUUUGCAAUAUCAGGUGAAGUUCAGUUUGUGGUGGAAAUUUAUUCAACAAAUGAAGGUACUGUUUGCUUUCAGUCUGCUCUUGAAUGAGUAAAGCACAUGAUCAGCAUUACUGAAGUGACUUUUUUUAGUCAUUAAAACCAGUUAUUUAGACUUUCUGUUUAUGUAUGACCAGGACAGGAUGUAUAGAUGCCAUGCAGGGUGCGAAGCCUCAACCCUGUUUUAGUAGUGAGAGUCGCAAGAAACUCAAUGCAACAAAAGUGCACCUGUGAUUGCUGACACACAAGUUUGAUCAUUGAAACAAAACUGAGCACACCUCUGAUUUCCAGUUAGCCCAAUUACAUGGUCAUGUUGGAACACACAGAACUUUAUAAGUUUUGAAUAUAUGAGCUGUCUCUUAUCUUCAUGUCAGCAUCCUGGCUCCACAUGGACAAAAAAAAUCACAGAGGAACUGAAAAAUCUGUGAGAUCUGGAGUUGCAUCAGUGCAAAAGGUGUUGGGUAGAUACCAUUUAUAAAUGGUACCAUAAAUGCGUGCGGACACACUAAAAUACUGGCUGACAUGAUGACUCCCAGUCUGUAAAAUGUUGACAGAAAAGGAAUGUUUUGACAGGAUAAUAAUUGAAAGCCAACGACCAAAAUCACACAAGUGAACAAAGUAAAAACUCUUGACUGACAAGCUAGGUCUCCUUCAGUUGAUUGAGUCUGUCAUCAAAAAUAAAGGGGGAUAUAUUAAGUAUUAAGACACUACAAAGAUUUCAAUCUCUGUAAUGAAACCGGUAGUGACUUUUGUUUCACUGAGUUCCUGCUGUGGGGCCUGUAUUUUUCCUAUAGUGAAUCUAAAUGAUUAAUCUUUAAAGAUUCAUAGGUGGAAAAAUUCAGCUGUUCAGCUCUGAAGCAAUGUGAUUACUGUAAGAUACAACUUUUAAUUAUUUGGCAUUAAACUAUUAUUACAAAGGGGUGGAGUCACUUCUGUUUUAUACUGAUGCUAGGCCAGCAGGCAUCAGAUACUAGAAAUGCAGAUGAAAUCCGUAUUGAUCUACUGAAUCUACUGACUCUGGGGAAGACUGCAAUGUUUGUAAUACACCUGAUGUUCUCCACAUUUAACAAGGUUGAAUAAUAGGGAUGACAUUUUUUUUGACAAAAGAUCUCAUUAUAAUGUGACAAAUAAUAUGACGUAUUACAAUUCUGUGAAGUACAUUUUUCUCAAAAUGAAGUUUAUUGAUAAAAUAAGCAUAAUGCUGCAAAUGGAUGGAUGUGCAAAUAUACCUGACAAAUCAAAUCUUUAUCAGAAGUUCAUCUAAAACCCCAGUAUUGUUAUAAAGGCAUCCUACUCACUGAUGUGCAACAUUGUGGCCAAAAUGACUAAUGAUCCCAGAAAUAUUAAAGAAAGAACUACAAACAUAGGCACUGUGUGACAUAAUGUAAGUUGGCUCAAGAGAUUCUGUAAUUUCUUUAAUUCAUUAUAUGUUCUAACUGUAAAAUCACUUUGGUCUUCAGAAUCAGGACAAAAAGCGAAUGUUUCCGUGAUUAUAUUCUGAUGGAUCUUUGAAUGGCAGAUCAGAACAUCAGUUGUUCGAGCAAACUGUGGCUUUAGAUGUCUUCUUUAGACAUUUUUGUUCACCAGCACACAUGAAGAGUUAUCCUGUCCUGUUCCAAAAUGCAGCUAAUGUUAGUUCAAAACAUACACUGUAUAUAAAGAUGGACAAUGGUCACCACUUUUUGCCACUGUACAAAAGUAAAGACAACAUAUGGUGACAAUUGGUGCUUGCAUCUUGUGCUUGUGGUGUCAUCUGCAGCCAAAAUCUGUGCACUACUGACUGGACUAUUUGAGACAUGGCACCAGGUCCUAGCUCCUGCUUUGCCCAUAUGUGCACACUGCACACACGCCCUUGAAGGUUGGUGCUAGAUUGGAUCAGCAGGUGGGAUGCUCUGCUGGGAUUGAUUGUUUUGUUGUUAGGCUUCUGCUGAUGUUUCUCCAUAACCAACCAAACAUAAAUUAGCAACACCGACAAGAUUAAUGUUUUAGUGACUGUGACUAAGACAGAAGGUCUGCGUAUCACAGUGUUGACAGUUAAUCAUUCUAGUUAUUUUACUGUUGUUAAUCUAAUCUUAAUCUAUUUUCAUUGUUCACAGUUUAUUUAUUCAGCGCUCCUAAGAAUGACCAAAAUCAUGUGACCCUUUGACUGGAUUGCAUGGAUGUAAUUGAUUAUAGUAACGGCAGUCAGCAUGACUUUCUGAAGUUGCUGGACAACUUAGUGAGCCAUGUGUUUGGACCUGGACCACCUCAUCUGGGGAGCAUUCCCAGAGAAAGCAUCUCAGGCUGAAACUCAUCAGAGCUGUUAUAUCUACAACAGACAUGGUCCUGGUCCCUCAGUAGUAAGUUUAUCUUCUAUUCCCAGGUUGGUUAUCUACUGUUUCAGGCAUGGUUUUCCCUCAGUCAAGGUUCCACUACUGGCUGUGCUAGCAGAGGUUGCUGAGCUGAAAUCUGAACUGUGAUCCAUUGAGUGCUUCAUUGAGGAUCUCCUCCAGGAGCACAAGGAGCUGCUUUCCUGGAUUGCAUGUCUAGAUCCUGUGGGGAGCCAGCAGCUCAUGGCCUGGCAGUGUAUAGUUAAGCUUGCAAAUCUUCAUCACCAUGACUCACACAGUAUCUGUGGUGAUGGUCUUCACCCCCUCCGGUGGAGCCCAACUUCACCCAGUCCAUGGGCUCACAAUCUCUUGUGUCAGGCCUUUUGCAAGUUGAAACAUUGUUGUCACUACUGCAGUUGGACCUUAACAAUUUGUUCCACUCAGUGUUAGCUUCAGUUGCCACUUUGGCCUCAGCACAGCCACCUGCAACUCUCUCAGUGCCUCCGUUCAUUAGCAAACAUCAGUUCACGUAGUUAAUCAACCACUCGCACUGAGUCAGCUCACUGGUAAUUGGCCAUUAACUAAGAUUAAAGUUUGGAUUUUAGAAAAGAAACAGAAAAUGUGCAGUCUGAGAUCUUAAUUGUUAAUGGUGGUCCAUACUGCCACUCUGGAGGCACGAGAACUGAUUUUAUUGAAUUCCAGCUCUCCUUGGCAUCCACCUCUGUGCACAUUGUGAUAGUGCAUGCUGGCACCAUUGAUGUCAGAUCAAUCCAUUAAACUCUCUAGCUUCCACAGUUAAAAGUCUGUAGAGGAAUUGUGCUUUGUCUGGUCCCACUCCCACAGUGACCAGAGUGUUUUGAAUGCUUUCAUGAGUUUUUAGUUUGCAUCUGUUUGUAGAAAAUUUCAUGGCCACUGGACCUAGUUUCACAAGUUAUUUUGAUUUGUUGGGAUCAAAGAGGGACAUGUUCAAACAUGACAUGACUAGCCAGAGUUAAACUGUAGAUAUCAGAAUUAAUACUAGUCAGAAUUCAAAUAACCACAGUUCAUAUUGCUGACACCACGACUGCAGAGACUCUGGUUAACAAGUCAUCAGUGCAAGAUGGAAGCACUCAUUUCCAAAAUAUUUUGGCUUUACUUUUAUUAAGCUCUUGUUUUGUCCAUGUUUGUAGUUUCUUUCAUUAAUGGCGACACCCGUACCAACCAAUCCCACACUGGCAGGGUUGGUUUUUCCAUUCCUAAUUAUCCAAGUACAUAUGAGCCAAAAGUAAUGUAUGUCAGCAUUAAUUUCUACAUGAUUGUAUCACAUCACUAUUCCAAUGAAGUAUUUGAACAAGUAUUGGUUUUCUGCUUUAUUUCAGUUGUUUUAUUACUUGUAUUGUAUUUGUCAGAUCUAAACAUAUUUCUGUUUUUAUCCAGUUUCGCUGAGGAUACACUGAUUGUGUUUUAUGGGACAUUGCAUGUAUUUUGUGUACAAACUUUCUAGUGUUGUAAACUGUGAAAAAAGAUAACCACUGGUUUCUGAUUAUCGGUAUGUGAUUAAGUUAUUUCUUACCAUGACAUUACUACACAUUGGUGUAUAUUUCAGCUUCAGACACUGAAUUUAAAAUAAAAAAUCUGUACAGAAAGUA
Molecule: messenger RNA, 10554 nt
Organism: Amphiprion ocellaris (clown anemonefish)
Lineage: Eukaryota; Metazoa; Chordata; Actinopteri; Pomacentridae
Product: ras-specific guanine nucleotide-releasing factor RalGPS1
Exons: 21
Coding region: 588-2330 (580 amino acids)
Biological process (GO): positive regulation of GTPase activity; Ras protein signal transduction
Cellular component (GO): plasma membrane
Molecular function (GO): guanyl-nucleotide exchange factor activity
Source: RefSeq, a predicted model, not a curated record